Molecule: messenger RNA, 384 nt
Organism: Sphenostylis stenocarpa
Lineage: Eukaryota; Viridiplantae; Streptophyta; Magnoliopsida; Fabales; Fabaceae
Source: the annotation of a GenBank genome assembly
AUGGCUAUGUCUGUUACAUACCAUCCUCUCUUCCUUCUGUGCAUUUUCUUUUUCUUCCAUGCGUGCAGUGCAAGGUAUCUGACCACUCUACAUAACAAACUGGAGAAGAAACCCCAUAUCAAGGAUGUUGAGACAAGUGGAUUUAAACACCUUGGAGUGAUGAAUGAAGGUAAUAAAAAGAAGACGUGGUUGGUUCCUCGAAAUCUAAGGAAAGGAAGAAGGACUCCCCAGAAGGUGCUCAAAGCUAAGAGAAAAGAUUCAGGUGCUUUAGAAACUCAAUCUCUUGCUUCAGUUUAUUGGCGCGUGCCUCACAAAAAUGACCAAAAUCGUGUGUUUAACAUGGACUAUUCACCACCAAAGACACAUCCUCCGUCUCACAACUAA